This is a messenger RNA of Arachis stenosperma, 4216 nucleotides long. RefSeq names its product putative disease resistance RPP13-like protein 1. The transcript has 2 exons. Lineage: Eukaryota; Viridiplantae; Streptophyta; Magnoliopsida; Fabales; Fabaceae. Gene Ontology annotation, biological process: defense response to other organism. Gene Ontology annotation, molecular function: protein binding; ADP binding. The record is from RefSeq and is a predicted model, not a curated record. The coding region runs from base 106 to 3834 and encodes 1242 amino acids.
AAAUGAAAUAUCUUAGUUGAGAGAAGCUCUGCUGCUAAUUGCUUCUAAUCAUUUGGUUUCUGACUAAAUUCUACUUCUAAGGGUCUUAUUUAAACCAAAGAAAAUAUGGCUGCUGCUAUUGUGGGAGGGGCAUUACUCUCUGCUUCUGUUCAGGUGGUGUUGGAUAAGAUCAUUUCCAAUGAGUUCUUGGACUUCUUUAGGAGAAGGAAGCUUAAUGUCUCGCUUCUUGGAAAGAUGAAGAUGACAUUGCUGAGUGUUCAAGCUGUUCUAAAUGAUGCCGAGGAGAAGCAGAUCACAAAUCCUGCUGUCAAGGAAUGGCUGAAUGAGCUCACACAAGCUGUCUUUGAUGCUGAAGAUUUGUUGGAUGAAAUCAACACUGAGGCUCUUGGAUGCAAAGUGAAAGCCAGGUAUCAAAGUCCAUCAUGCAGUGCCAAGGUGCGAAACGUGUUUUCCUCUCGUUUCGGACGAUCAUAUGGUAUGAUCAAUUCUAAAAUGCAGACAUUAUUUGAAAGACUAGAGCACUUUGCACAGCAAAUACACAUUCUUCAACUGAAAGAAGGUGUUUCCAACAGUGUUUGGCAAGGGAUGCCUACAAGUUCUGUGGUGGACGAAUCUGUCAUUUAUGGAAGAGAUGAUGAGAGAAAGAAACUUAGAGAGUAUUUGCUGUCAGAAGAUGUUGGUGCUAGUGGCAAUAAAAUAGGAGUGAUUUCAAUUGUUGGCAUGGGAGGGAUUGGUAAAACAACCCUUGCUAAACUCCUAUACAAUGAUGAUGAAGUUAAAGACAAGUUUGAUUUAAAAGCAUGGGCAUGUGUUUCUAAGGAUUUUGAUGUUUUCAGGGUCACUAAGACUGUGCUUGAAUCGGUUACCUCAAAAACAACAAAUACUGAUAACUUGAAUACUCUGCAAGUGGAAUUGCAGCAAAGGUUGUGGAGAAAAAGAUUUUUGCUAGUGUUGGAUGACAUUCGCGGCACAAGCUAUGUUGAUUGGGCCAAUCUAAAGGAUAUUUUUAAUGCUGGAGAAAUGGGAAGUACAAUCAUUGUCACAACACGAGAUGAAAACGUUGCAAAAGCUAUGCAAACCUUUCCUAUCUUCCAUUUGACAUCUCUUGAUAGUGAAGAUUGCUGGUCUUUACUUGCUGAACACGCAUUUGGAGCAAAUAAUUCCAGUGAAAGGUCCAACCUAGAAGGAAUUGGAAGAGAAAUUGUGAAAAAAUGUGAUGGUUUGCCUUUAGCUGCAGUUGCAUUGGGGGGUCUUCUUCGCACCAAAUUGUCGAAAAAUGAUUGGAAUAAGGUACUUAGAAGUAACAUUUGGGAUCUGCCAAAUUUGAAUGUGCAACCUGCUCUGCUACUAAGCUAUCAUUUCCUUCCGGCUCCUUUGAAACGUUGCUUUGCUUAUUGUUCAAUUUUUCCAAAGAACUCAGCCUUCGAAAAAGAGAUGGUAGUUCGGCUAUGGAUUGCAGAAGGCUUAGUACAUGUGUCAAAAAGUAAGAAAAUCCUGGAAGAAGUUGGUGACGAAUACUUUGAUGAACUAGUAUCAAGGUCACUAAUUCGUCGACGGUCCAUGGAUGGGAAAAGCUUCGAAAUGCAUGACCUCGUCAAUGAUUUAGCUGCAAUGGUUUCAUCUGCUUAUUGUAUCAGGUAUGAGGAUCAAAAGGCACUUGAAAAUCCAAAAAAAGUUCGACAUUUGUCAUACAACAGAAGUUGGUAUGACUAUUUCAAUAAAUUUAAUUCCUUUUAUGGUUUAGAAGGCCUGCGCACCUUCCUUCCCUUACCAUUGAAUGGAUGGUCAUUUGACUAUUACCUAUCAAACAAGGUAAUACAUGACUUGUUGCCCAAGUUAAAACAGUUGCGGGUAUUAUCUUUGUCACACUACAAGAAUAUCUCUGAGUUACCAGACUCCAUUGGAGGUUUAAAACAUUUGCGGCAUCUAGAUCUCUCUGGCACUAACAUUAAAAGGUUGCCUUCUGUGGUUUGCAAGCUCUACAAUCUACAGACCUUGCUGUUGUCUGAUUGUAAGUUUCUCACUGAAUUACCUGAGGAGAUAGGAAUGUUGGUGAAUCUUCGCCACCUCGACAUUAGUGGAACUCAAUUACAGGAGAUACCUGCACAAAUAGCAAGACUAGAAAAUCUCCAAACUUUAUCUGGGUUUGUUGUUAGCAGACAGCAAAAUGGAUUGAAGGUGGGAGAAUUGCAAAAAUUUCCCAAUUUGCAGGGAAAGCUCUGCAUUUCAAAGCUACAAAAUAUUGUUGACCCCAAUGAUGCUUCACAAGCCAAUAUGAAGAAGAAAGAACAAAUUGAAGAUCUAUCAUUAGAAUGGGAUAGCUGCACUGCUCAAGAGUCCCAACAUCUUGUAUUGGAGCACCUGCAGCCUUCAACAAACUUGAAGAAACUAACCAUCAAAUUCUAUGGUGGAACCUGGUUUCCCAACUGGUUAGGUAAUUCCUCAUUUGCAAACAUGGUGUAUUUGUGCAUCCGAAGUUGUCACUAUUGUUCAUUACUACCACCUGUUGGACAGCUUCAAAAUCUUAAAGAACUCAUCAUAUUUGAUAUUAUCUCAGUGAAGACUAUUGGUCCUGAAUUUUAUGGAUGUUGUUCUCCUUCAUUUCAACCAUUUCCCUCCUUGGAGACACUGAGUUUCGGAGAGAUGCCGGCAUGGGAGGAAUGGAACUUCAUGGGCGGUAUAGCUACACACUUCCCUCGUCUUUCUCAUCUGUCUCUAAGCGAUUGUCCGAAACUCCAAGGAAAUUUACCCAGCAACCUUCCUUCCUUGACUAAACUUCAUUUAUCCAGUUGUUCUCUACUUGAGUCACAAUUUUCUGUUGAAGUAGAUAACAGAAACAUUAUCAAUGCAUCAAAUCUAUUCAGUGAAUUAAUGCUUGGUCUUAAUUCUCUUGAACAAUUACAUAUCGAAGGCAUUCCUUCUCGGACCGCCUUCCCUAGAGAUGGUCUGCCGGAAACGUUAAGAGUUCUGUUCCUCAAAAAUUGUGAGAACUUUGAAUUUCCAAAUCAUGAAUCCCUGCAUAGUUACAGGGCACUUGAAUCUUUGACAAUAUGGAAUAGUUGUUGCUCACUGACAUCAUUUCCCUUAGGCUCUCUCCCUGUGCUCAAGUGGCUCUACUUUAUAGAAUGUAAGAAUCUGAAAUCAUUUUCAAUUUCAGAAGAAGAAGAUGCACCCCAGUGUCUCACAUUUCUUCAAGGUUUCUACAUUCUAGAAUGUCCUGAACUCGAAUCAUUUCCUCAUCUUGGAUUGCCAACUCCUAAGCUCAGACGUUUUUGGGUGUCAUAUUGCAACAAGCUUAAUUCACUACCAGAGCCGGUUAAUGCUCUUGUUGGCCUUCAAGAAUUGACAGUUCUUAACCUCCCAAGUAUGCAAUUUUUUGCAAAUGAAGGUCUUCCAAUCAGUUUACGAACACUUCGAAUCGGCAAUCUUGGAGGGAAUUUCUCAAAUGCAGAUAUCAUUAAAUGGGGCCUUGACCAUCUUACUUGCCUUUCAGAGUUAGAAAUUGAAGGUGGUUAUCUGGUUAACAUGCUAAUGAAGAUGGAAGUGCCACUAUUACCCUCUACUCUUAUCUCCCUUCACAUCUAUCAUCUUGAUGGUAUAAGACAUUUGGAUGGGAAAUGGCUUCAGAAUCUGACUUCUCUUGAAUGUCUUAAGAUCUCAUCUUGUGAUAGCUUGGAGUCAUUGCCACAGGAAGGAUUGCCUUCAUCUCUUUCGGUAUUGACUAUAGGGAGUUGUCCAUUGUUAGAAGCGAGUUGUCGGAGUAAUGGGGGGAAAGAGUGGCCUAAAGUUGCUCACAUUCCUUGCAUUAUUAUGGAUAAGAAGGUCAUCAUUUGAAGUGUCUAGGGGAGCCAUUAAAAUAUUAUGAAUGUAUAGAGUCAUAUCCUUAUAACACCAUUCACUCUUGUAUUUUACUUGUUUCAUAGGUUGUAGCAAACUAUUUGUGAACCAUGCUUGUGGAGUUGGGGGAAACUUGCUGUGACUUGAAGCAGAGGAUAAUAUUCUCCAUCUGAUUUUAGUGUGUACGUACCAUUUUUGUUUUUAGAAAUAUACAAACUAAAUGUUCUAAAUGCACAUAAAUAUAAGUAUUUAGUAUUAAAAUAUUAUUAGAGUUGUUAGUAAUUGAGAGUUAAGUUAAUAAUGGCUACUAGUUAGUACAUAGAAUAUUUAUAAAAUUAGUUGAUAAUAUUCCUAUAAAUAUGGUGAUUCUUGUAUCAUG